CCGCCCGCAGGUGCGCGCCGCCCAGGACCCGGCCGCGCGGGGCCGCCACAAAGGCCGGCUGCGGCGGGGCGGGGAGCGGGGAGCGGGGCCGCGGCCCGGGAGGAGCCCCGGGCGGAGCCGCCGCCGCAGCCGGGCCCGAGGGGAGGCGCAGCGCCCCCCGCCGGACGCGGGCAGCACAGGCCCCGAGGAUGCGGCGCUGAGCCCCGGAGCCCCCGCAGCGCCCCCGGACGGCCUGCUGACCCGGGUCCCCGCAGCAGUGCACGCCCCGCCGGACCCCCAGCGCAGCCAUGCUGGCCUGCCUGCAGAGGACCCAGGACCCCCCGGGCCAGCACCUGACCCGCCCCAGCAAGAGCCUGGAGCUGCGGAAGUGUGAGCCGGCGCUCAGCUCCAUGCAGGCCCCCCGCUACCCCAGCCCGGCCGAGCUAGACGCCUACGCCGAGAAGGUGGCCAACAGCCCGCUGUCCAUCAAGAUCUUCCCCACGCACGUCCGAGUGCCACAGCACAAGCACCUGGGCCGCACGGUCAACGGCUACGACACCAGCGGCCCACGCUACAGCCCCUACGCGCCGCCCACCGCCUACCAGGGUCUGCUGGCCGUCGUCAGGGCUGCUGCCGCUGUGCCCGGUGCCCCCGCCAAGGGCGUCCUCAAGAGCGCCGAGGGCAAGCGGACCAAGCUGUCGCCCGCUGCCCUACAGGUGCAGGUGGGCGUGGCACCCUACCCCGUGCCUGGUACCCUGGGGCCCCCGGCCUACGCCAAGCCGCCAGAGGUGCCCGGCCUGCCUGCCGCCCCCGCCCCCUCCCUGCCCCUACCUGGCCGUGGCCUGGCCCUGCCACCCGCCCACCUGCCGUCCAUCCACAGCCUCCUGUGCCAGCUCGGCCAGCAGGGCCAGCCCCCACCCACACCCAGCCCCGCGGCACACGGCCUGGCCUACCCCGCACCCGGCCUGCCAGAGCGGCGGAAAGGUGCCGAGCUGGGGCUGGGGGCCGUGGCGCUGGCUGGGCCCAGCAAGCCGGCCGGCUACUCGGACGGCGGCCUGGACCACCUGCUGUGGCCACAGAAGCCCCCACCACCGCCACCCGUGCCGCCCCGGGCCUACCUGGGCGGCCCCAGCAAGUCCCCCGAGUCCUGCGCCCCCGGCCGGAGCUCCCCCCUGCACUGCAGCCUGGGGCUGCCCUCCGUCUUCCCCGCCGGCCAGUACUUUGCAGGGCCCUGGAACAGCGUGCUGGCCACCCCCACCAGUGACGGUUUUCAUGCAGCGGCCGGGCCGGCGGGGGCAGAGCUGGGGCCGGGGGCGGCGGCCAAGAGCGUGUGCAACGCGGCCGCCCUGAGCAGCAGCCUGCAGUCACUCGAGUAUCUCAUCCAGGACCUGCGGCCGCCCUGCAUCAAGGAGCAGAUGCUGGGCAAGGGCUACGAGACGGUGGCCGUGCCCCGGCUGCUAGACCACCAGCACGCCCACAUCCGCCUGCCCGUCUACAGAUAGGCCCGCACCCGGGACUGGCCGCCCGGCACCCGCCUCCCGCUCACAGCCUCACCUGCACCUCGCCCACACAGUGGGCACAAGCCUGGCGGAAGCCCCGUCUCCUCCUGGGUGCAGGGCAUGGGCGGGGUGAGGGUCGCCCCCCAGAUCUCCUGGGGUAGCAGCAGUCACGGGCCCACAGCACCCCUGGCCAGGCCAGCCCGGGGAGGACACUCUAGCAGAGGCUCCAGGGAUGGCCAGUCCCCCCACCCCCUCCCCGGCACCGAGAUGCUCCCUGCUCUCCAGGUCACCCCCUCCCCCACCCCUGGGCCACCUCACGGGGCAGCUGGCACGGCCAUGCGGGCUGGGCACUGCACAAGGCACCUCGCCCCAGGGAUCCUGUGGGAUCCCGAUAUGGACACUCGAUACGACGUUUUCCCCACGCUUGAGGAAGGGCCCUUUCCCUCUUGGCACAAAGAUGUCCCUGGGGGUAGCAGGGAGGCCUGCCUUCUUAGAGGGGCUCCCAGGAGCUGGUGGGAGAGGGCAGCCUGCUGACUCCCAUCUGGUCAGCCCCCCACGCCCACCAGUUGUCCUCUCCGAGUGGCCCCCGAGUGGGGGGGUGACGUCACGUCCCCGGUCUCCGAGACCCUGUCCCCCGGGCGCCCCAAAAGCGGUACUGUAUCUCUCUCCAGGGCCUGUUUCAGCACUAAGUGCAUUUACAAAUCUCUGAGAAUGUUUUUUUUAUACUAAGAUCGACCAUUAUAUUCUACUGUGAGA
Erinaceus europaeus (western European hedgehog) is the source of this 2234-nucleotide messenger RNA. RefSeq names its product family with sequence similarity 222 member A (gene FAM222A). Bases 288 to 1481 code for a protein of 397 amino acids. The transcript has 3 exons. NCBI's taxonomy places the organism in Eukaryota, Metazoa, Chordata, Mammalia, Eulipotyphla, Erinaceidae. The record is from RefSeq and is a predicted model, not a curated record.